ACGGUCCGUCAAAUCCCGAUGUCCUACCAGCACUCAGUCUGGCCGCAAUUUUUCCAAUACACGGAAUAACUCUUAAUCGACCGUCCCGAAAUGAUGUCGUCCUUCCAGCAGCAGCGUUUUCUAAUUCUCUUGUCGAGUGCCGUUCUGAUUAUUGCGUCGUCGUCGAGUGCUGCUGAUGCCCAGCAAGAAAUAAUCCAGUCCAUCAUCCACCGUGAAAAUGAUAAUGUGCAGGAGGCGUUGCUCCUGUCCCGACUUGAUGGAAUGGAAGCCAAACUUGUCGAUCAAGAAUUGCGACUUGCUAAUGCCGCCAAUGAAAUCGUUUGGCUGAAACAACAAAUCAGCCGACUGGAUGAAUCGAUCGUUCCGCUGCUGGCGAAAGCGGCGGCUGUUGCUGUUGCACCGGUUAAUUUCUCUCCGAGGUCGUGUCAAGAAGCUCUGGACAGCGGCCUGCCGGAAUACAAAGACUCUGGCAUGUACUGGAUCGAUCCCGAUGGACUGGGAAUCGGCGACGGCUCCAUUUACGUCUACUGCGACAUGACAACAGGAAUCACGGCCGUGGGGCACAAUAGCGAAUCGACCAUUUCCAUUCCAAAGUGUCCCGAAGCCGGCUGUUACUCAAGGCCGAUCGUCUACACGAACGCAACCAUCCGGCAGUUGAGGGCCUUAGCCGAGAUUUCAUCCGAAUGUUACCAAUCCAUUCAAGUGAAUUGUGUCGGAGCGCCUUUCACGUUGAAUAACGUUGAUUACGCCUGGUGGAAUGACAUCAACGGAGAAAAGCGAAACUUUUGGUCUGGUGCCGAUGCGACCGCACACACGUGCCAGUGCGGUAUCGACGGCAAUUGCAUCCGCGCCGAUCUGAAAUGCAACUGCGAUGCCAACGUGGCCGUCUCGCUCUCAGACAAUGGAGAAAUUACCUUGAAAGAGAUACUGCCCGUGACGCAAUUGAAUUUCGGCAAAACGAGCUACAACGGUGGCAGCCACACCCUGGGCAAGUUGGAGUGCGUCGGGAAAUCGAGCGCCGACCUUCCGAUUCCAACGUCGUGCACGGAUUUGUGGAGAAUUGGUCACGUUCUGAAAGGGCUCCACCCCGUCCGCAAAGGCAAAAAAGUCCAGCUCGUCUACUGCGAUUUCUCAUUAGGUCAAGACGUCAAGGAAACGCAGAUCGGCUACGUCGAUGUCAAAACUGAGCCCAUUGCAUUCUACGCCCAGAGCACCAAGAAUUUGACAGCCGCAACGGCCGACACGCUCAUCGGAUACGAUGUGAUGAAACUGAUGAACGGGACCGCCAUGAAUGUCACAACUGGAUUGUUCACGGCCCCCAGACCGGGCACUUAUGUAUUUGGGUUCUCCGGAGUCGAUUUGGCUGGCUUCAAUGACAUGGUCAUCAACAUUUACAAAAACGAUCAAUUAACUAAGGAACUGAUCGGUUCCGGAGGGCCAGUCGGAGGACCGGCCAAUCACGGCACUGCGGCCAUUCCGUUCGUUCUGCAUCUGGAGGAAAGCGACACGAUCCGAGUUUUCAUUGCCGACGUGAAUGGAACACUUUACAGCGAUCCAUUGCGCCCGAUGACCCAUUUCACCGGUUUUCUGUUGGAGGAAGAUAUUUUCCCUUGAGCGGAAUGUGUAUGCGCUUUGUUGUAGCAACGCCCAGUCGGGUGUAAAAAAAAAAUGGUUAACGAUGGAACGCAAAAUAGAAUGCAUUGUGUAGUGUAUAUGUGUGUAUGGAGAUCACUUUUUUGUGUAGGUUUGCACUCGACUUGGAAAUCUGCAAGGUCGUUUUAAUUAUCCACCGUAAAAAGUUCUCCAGGGUGGACCUGCAAAAAAACUACAAGAAACAUUAAGCUCAAUUCCCCUGUUGGAUUUUUGACGGUCUUAACAUUCACUCUGCCGACACAUUAAGCUGUGUGCGCGUUUCGUAGGAAAAACCCAAUGGGAAUUUUUUUUCUUUUGAAAUUUGAAGUUUCUGGAAUGACAGCCAGGGGUGCCACUUGUUCGCUGUCAUAAAACUUUUUUUAUCUUUUUUUUUAAAUUCUAAACAAGUAAAAUAACUAUGAAAUUUUUUAUUAUAAAGCUAUCUAAUUUCCUUUCUCAUAAUCGAAUGUUUAAAACGAACUAUUGAUAAAAUAUUUGGGAAAUCCAUACCACCACAUCCGGUUUCUGUCAAACAAAUGAAAGCCGAAAAGCGCUGUGAUACAUCCGUCUGCAAGCAACUGCGUCUAUCGCGUUGGACGCCUCAUGUCAGCGAGGCGACGCCAUCAGUCAAGCCGAGAUUUUCUGUGCAUUUGGGAGGCAGAAAUCUCAGUCUUAGGGGAAAUUGAGGCAAGUUAAUUGUACACACCCAAAAAAACCGUUGGAAAACGCCGGUCCGGGUGUGAAGAUGAGGUUGUGCUGGAACUGGUUAAUUGGAGAGGUCCAACUUGGAAUACUUUUUCAAGAUCGGUAGAAUAGAAAGGGUACAUUCCAUGCUGUGAUUUCGGACUUUUCCUUGCAACAUCGUAGAAGAGCUUUAAAUACUUUAAUAAUUUAUUUUUGAUUUUUUGAUUGUAGAAAUAUUUAAAAACUUUUUUAAACAG
Messenger RNA from Daphnia pulex (common water flea), 2573 nucleotides. RefSeq lists its product as uncharacterized. NCBI's taxonomy places the organism in Eukaryota, Metazoa, Arthropoda, Branchiopoda, Diplostraca, Daphniidae. The record is from RefSeq and is a predicted model, not a curated record. The transcript has 9 exons. Bases 91 to 1614 code for a protein of 507 amino acids. Gene Ontology annotation, molecular function: protein binding; extracellular matrix structural constituent.